Messenger RNA from Annulohypoxylon maeteangense, 3430 nucleotides. RefSeq names its product N-terminal binuclear Zn cluster-containing protein. The coding region runs from base 649 to 3420 and encodes 923 amino acids. NCBI's taxonomy places the organism in Eukaryota, Fungi, Ascomycota, Sordariomycetes, Xylariales, Hypoxylaceae. Gene Ontology annotation, molecular function: zinc ion binding; DNA binding; DNA-binding transcription factor activity, RNA polymerase II-specific. The transcript is spliced from 6 exons. The record is from RefSeq and is a predicted model, not a curated record. Gene Ontology annotation, biological process: DNA-templated transcription; regulation of DNA-templated transcription.
AAAAGAAAGAAGGUGAUCUAGAUUUAUCUUAGAAUUUGAUUUUCUGAUAGAUGAUAGCGCCUUAAUAUCUAUUUAUUUUUUUCUUCAAGCCACGCGGGACGGUAACCCAACUUGCAUAUCGAAACUCCUAAAAUAUCUCUGAUCUCUUACCUAUCAAAGUAGGCCGUGCCCAGGCCAUUCUACCAAGUUUAGAAGAAAACGAGUACGAAUCCGCGAAUCUGAUGCUCGGCGUUUAAAUCCGCCCCGGCCCCCUUAGAUAACUUACCGGGCGAAUUACAAGCUCGCUUCAGGUCUUAGCUGGUACAAGUCGAUUGGUCAUCUCGCCUUAGCUCAUAAAGAGAGAGAGACAAGGGCAUCGAUCGUUCACACGGUACAGCCACCAGGAACUCGGGCUUGCUCGUGGAGACUUUUAAAUCCGCGGAUUCCUGGUACUAGACUAAAGUACCUACCCAAAAGUUACCUAGAUCGAAUUGUUUCUACAAGAAAAACGUCAACCUACAUUUACCUUAAUUAACCUAAUCAAUCCCCUACGAGCCCUACGAGACUAUCCUUGUGGCACCUCCAUAGCCGCACCUACGAUCCCUUUUUAAUAACCCUAAAGUGAACGACCACAGACCACAGACGAUAGACCAACACGACGAAAGCUAGAUGAUGGAUCAUAUGAGAGUUGAUCCUGGGGGCUUCCAGAUACCAGGAAUGCCCCGUCCACAACUCAUGAACCAACCGCCACAGAUCUUCGGAGCUUACGGCCAUGAGGGUUUGUCCGUGUUACCACCGGAGCUCGCGGCCCAGAUGGCCUUCGACCCAUCAGCGCUUCUUGACGAUGCGAACGAGGCAAAGAGGAGGAGAAUCGCAAGGGCUUGCGACAUGUGCCGGAAGAAGAAAAUAAAGUGCGACGGGAAGCUCCCGGCUUGCACGCAUUGUAUCAAUUACAAGACAGAUUGUGUCUUUACACAAGUUGAGAAGAAGAGAAAUCCCCCGAAAGGUGCAAAGUAUAUCGAGGGUUUAGAAAACCGUUUGGGACGGAUGGAAAGCUUGUUAAGGUUAUCAGGCCUACUUGGAGAUGACGAUGAAUCGACCGACCUUGCUACGUUAGAAAAGCGCCUCUCAGAGAAACACCAACAAUCUAGACAAGCUUCACAAGCACUAACCUCGAAUCCCACAUCACCUUCACAAGCAACUUCCGGUCACGAUGGCACGGUGUCAACCCCGCGGAGUUCAAUAACGUCACCAGAACCGAGUAGAGAAAGAGACUUCAGGAAAGACCAUUCUCCUCAACCAGAAAAACCAAGAGACGAGGAAGAAGUAGAAGCACUAUCAGAAAUGAUGUGCUCGUUGGUUACGAACCAAUCAGGGGAAACGAGAUAUAUAGGAUCCUCCUCCGGAUUUUCGAUAUUCUCACCAAAGGGCAUACAGUGGGUGAACGAAAAGACAGGGGACACAUCAUUUCAACAGAUGAUCUCCGAAGUCUCCAUUGAUGAUCAUAAAUGGAAUCACUGGAAACCCGAGAUCUUCAGCGAUCUUUUUCAUCGUCCCGUCUACCGGCCAUUACCACCUAAGCCUGAAGCGCUAUCCCUGCUUAAGGACUACUUCGACAACUUCAACUGCAUGUUCCCGUUAUUCCACCAACCAACUUUCAUGCAUCUCGUCGAGAGGCAGUACUCCAAUGACCCCUACCAAGGUUCCGGGUGGUGGGCGAGUUUGAACGUCGCUUUGGCUAUUGCGCAUCGUCUUCGAGUUAUGAGUAACCUUGUGCCGCAGGAAGAUGAUGAUAAGUCGUGGGCGUACAUGAAGAAUGCCAUGGGCGUCUUCUCUGAAUUAACGAUGCGCAAUACCGAUCUACUAAGCGUACAGGCUUUACUUGGAAUGGCCUCCUUUAUGCAAGGUACCCCCAACCCACAACCCUCAUUCUUACUCGUCGCAGCAGCCAUUCGGUUGUCACACAGCAUCGGGCUGCAUAAGCGUGGAAGUGGGUUUAAUCUCAACCCAGUUGAGAUAGAGCAAAGAAAACGUGUGUUCUGGAUAGCGUAUAUGCUGGACAAGGAUUUAUGUCUUCGAUCCGGACGUCCCCCGGCACAGGACGACGACGAUAUGAACGUCGAACUUCCAGAUGCGGAUCCUAUGGACAAUAUCGGCAACAUCCCUCUCGCCGAUGGGAAGGGAAAAAUGAAUUUGUUCCGAGCAAUGUGCGAAUUAACGGUGAUCGAAAGCCAAGUUUACAAGAAGCUCUACUCUACCAAAGCCACUAAGCUGUCAGAGGGCGAGCUGUUACAAACUAUUGGUGAACUCGACAAGCAACUAGAGACAUGGAAGGACAACAUCCCAAUCGACUUCCGCCCAGAGCACGAAAUAAAGGCAUCUCACACCCCUCUCAUACUACACGUCGUCAUGUUACAUUUCUCAUAUUACAACGCCCUUACCACCAUCCACCGCAUGUCUGUACAUCACGGCUAUUGGACAAGCCGAUUAUCCAACUACGCGAUCCAAGGUCUAAACGCCAGACCAUUAAACCCGCGCGUGUUCGCAUCCGCAGCUCUAUGCGCCUCCGCCGCCCGAGCGAGCAUCCAACUACUAAAGUACAUCCCACAAGGCGAUUUCUCCUGCGUGUGGCUCAUCCUCUACUUCCCCGUAUCAGCACUAGUAACGCUCUUCGGCAACAUCCUGCAGAACCCCCUCGACCCGCGCGCAAAAUCCGACACCAAGCUCAUGAACCUCGUGGUAACCUUCCUCUCAACCCUCGGCCAAGAAGCCGAAACAGGAGGCGUCCACCGGAUGCUCGGCGUAUGUUCCGAAUUCGAGCGGAUCGCCAAAAUCGUAAUCGACAAAGCCGAGCGGGACACCUCGAAGCGGAAGCGCAAGAGCCACGAGCCCGCGCACCGGCCCUCCCUCGCGACCGUCAACUCGCCGUCGGCAAUGUCGCAGACGACACACCAUACCCCGCGCCCGUCGUCGUCGGCCGCGACCCCGACACCGAGCUACACCACGCAGCUGUCGCCGAAAUUCAACGGGGAGCAGAAUCGCGCGAAUAAUAGCAGUAAUGGCGGGUACAGCCCCAUGAACACCGCGUCCUCGACUACCGGCGCCGCGCCGCGGGAUGGUCCCGGCGGCUGGCCUAGUCCUGGGCCAUCGCACACCCACUCCCAGUCACACUCCCAAUCUCAACAGCAGCAGCAGCAGCAGCAGGAAUGGAACCCCAACGCGAUGGACUUCGGCAACUUCUCGGAGUUCACCGGGUUCGGGCAGCCCAUCGCGUCGCCGCCGUUGCCGGGGCAAAACGGGUACCAGCCGCUGCUGCCGCAGGAGCUGUGGCAGAUGUCCGGGGGCUUGGACUGGGAUUGGGCGGAGUUCACGGGCGGCGCGUACCCGAGCUUUGAGAAUGGGAAGACGAUGGAGGGGGGGAGGAGGGAUGGGAUGGCGUGAUUGGAUCCUA